AUGGGUCUCCGAAAAGACAUAAUUCCUUAUGUAGAAGGUCAGAUAACUCCAACUUAUGUGGUUUAUUCUAAUAGUCCACCAACAGCUCAUGAUUGGGUUCCACCACCAACUUAUACUGUGAGACCAAAUGAUCCAAUUCCAUCUGGCACUGAUGUAAAAGAUGCAUCUUCUUUUAUUCCAAUGGGUGAUAGGAAGCGAUUACAUUACGAUUCAAAUACGAACUAUGGUCCACUACAGAAAAAACCUUACAGCACUCAACCUUUAAGUUCAAAUGAGUGUCUACAGAAUGAUCAAGGUGUGACUUCAAGUAAUUCGAUUAACUAUCAAGCCAUCGCAAAUAUUAAUAUUUCUGAACCAGAAUGGUUGGAGAAAUAUAUUAAAAAUGUGUUAUUGGAGUCAAUGAGAGAAUACAAACGUCGAGCAGAGAAUGCCUCGGAAUUAAAUCAGCAAUUACUCGAAAAAGACGAAGAAUAUAAAAAAAAGUUGAUCAUUGUAGAUCAACUUUUAGAAUAUUUACGAAAGUUUCUAAUUCGAUUUGAUGAUGAAGGUCUUUUGGAUGAAAUUGGUUCUUCUGAUGUAAAUUUCAAUGGACCUUAUUUGAACAGAAUAUAUGAAAACGAAUCUUUAGAGUAUACGAGACGAGUUGUUGAAAUAAUUAUUGAAAAAAUGACAAAUUGGUUCCGUGAACGGGAUGAUCUUUUAAAAGAAUUAAAAAAUGAUAGUGAUUUUCAAUCUCGUCUGGCUGAUAUAUAUUAUAAUGAAAUAGAAAAAGAAGAUAAUUUAUAUUCAACUAUGUUGGAAAAGAUUGUUGUACAUGAAAAUCGAUCAUUCGAGGUUCAUUCUCUAACACGCGAUUUAGAAAUCGCUAAAGCAAAUCUUGAAUUAACUUUUCGAAAUCUUGAAAACACUCAAGAUAAACUUGAGCAAUUAGAAAAAAAUGUGGAUAGAUCAAAUAUAUUUACAAUAAAUCCGUUUUUACAUCUCGGAAGAAAACUUGAUAAAAAUUCCGGUGGUUCCGCGAACAAGUCAAUGUCGGAAAAAUUGGAGUUAAUAGAAUUAAGAUCUAUAGCUGAAUCUCGGGUGAAGGAAUUUAAUGAUACUCAAGCUGAAAAAGCUGAAUGGAGGCGAAAAAUUCACGAAAUUCAGGAAAAAUUAAGAUAUUUUCCUGAAGAACGUAUCAAAGAAUCCGAAACAUAUAGAACUCUUCAACUCGAGCUUGAGUCGCUUCAUGAUUCAUAUGCACAUUUAUAUGCUCUCUUCGAGAUAAAAACUCGGGAGGCACAAAUUUUAACAGUUUCUAGAGACAAAAUAGACGAUUUAUGGAAGUCAGAAAUGAAGCGAAUGGAACAAGAAUUUCAAGAAGUAAAAAAAGAGUAUCAUAAUGAUCUUGAGCGUAUACGUGCAAAAAGAAAUGAAUUAGUUAAGGAAGUGGAAUCACUUCGAACAAUGAUUCCUCAAGAAAUGCUUGCUAACGACAGAAUGGAAAUUAUUCAAAAUUUAAAAGAAGAAGUACGUAAGCUGUAUUCUAGAAUUACUGAAAUAGAAAACAGUAAAAGUCGUAAAAGUACAUUUUCUUCAGGGGAAUCAUCAUCUGUUAGAGAGAACCAGAGCAGUGAUUCAGCUAAAAAAGUUGAUGAAAUUCAAGCUAUUAAUAACCAAUUAAAGUUUGAAAAUGAAGAAUCGCAAAAAAAUGACGCAUUAUACAUUAAGGAGUUAAAUGACCGAAUACCUCAAUCCUCUGAAAUCGAGAUGCUUUUUUCACAGCAGAAGAAAAGGGAGGAUGAUUUUCACAUGUCUGUAUUCGAUACGAAAGAUCAGAGAAUCGAACCUUUGAAACAAUCGCUUACCAAAUUUCAACAAAAACUUAAUGAGAAAACGGAAGAAAACGUGAAAAUUCAGAAUGAAAUUGUUUCCAUGAAUGUUGUUGUAUCUCAACAACAUGAACAACUUAAUACGCAAAAGAAUGAGUUGGCGUCAACUAAGGCUCAAUUGGAAAAAUAUAGCAAAGAAUCUGCCAACGCACUCCAAUCAUUGGCCGUAUAUAAACAAAAACUGGUAUCCCUUGAUAAUGGAAUUAAAGUAGAACAAAAAAUUUCAGAGAUGUUACGAAAUGAUAGGGAUGCGAAUGUCAGGGAAUACAAUUCAGAAUUGCGUCGACGUGAUGAGGAAAAAAGAGUAAUGGAAAAAAAAUUAAGGCAAGUUAAAGAUCAACUGGAAACAGCAACUAAGGAAGUCGAUGAACUUCGAAUAUCUGCAGUGUCUUCCGAUGCGCAAAAAUUACUUGAGGCAUAUGAGACAAAAUGGAAAUGUUCAACAUGUAAUAUCAGAUUUAAAGACCAUUGUGUGUUUAUUUGCAUGCACGCAUUUUGUAAACAAUGUUUGGACAAACAAGUUGAAAGUCGCAACCGCAAAUGUGCCAAAUGUGGGCAACAAUUUAGUAAGACAGAUAUAAGGCAAAUUUUCUUUUAG
Diversispora eburnea is the source of this 2469-nucleotide messenger RNA. Lineage: Eukaryota; Fungi; Glomeromycota; Glomeromycetes; Diversisporales; Diversisporaceae. The record is from the annotation of a GenBank genome assembly.